This is a messenger RNA of Cyclopterus lumpus (lumpfish), 6303 nucleotides long. It is a transcript of the gene plxnb2b, whose product is annotated as plexin b2b. Bases 729 to 6296 code for a protein of 1855 amino acids. The record is from RefSeq and is a predicted model, not a curated record. The transcript has 37 exons. Gene Ontology annotation, biological process: regulation of GTPase activity; semaphorin-plexin signaling pathway involved in axon guidance; negative regulation of cell adhesion. Gene Ontology annotation, molecular function: protein binding; semaphorin receptor activity. Lineage: Eukaryota; Metazoa; Chordata; Actinopteri; Perciformes; Cyclopteridae. Gene Ontology annotation, cellular component: semaphorin receptor complex.
UCGGUUCUCAUCCAGCGCGCGCGCGCGUCUCCCUCUCCUUCCGCUCCUCUUCUCCGUGCAACCUCCCGGUUUGACAGUCGAGGCGAACGCGUGAGCGGAUCCCACAGGUGUGUUGUUGCUAAAUGAGCCGCGGCUCUUGGAGACUCGCACGCGCACGCACGCGCGCGCGCGCACCCACACACCCACCCACAGAGACAGACCCACACCUGGAAAUUACCAUGUGACUCGGCACCUGGGCGUGGAGAAAAGUCCCCGAUAUUCUACCCGGAGAGUCUUUUGUUGAGGAGUUGCCCGGAUCUCCUUUCAACGGGAAUUGACAAAUCGCGUCCAUUCAAGUAACGUUAGUACGUGUUUUCUACGGAAUAGUGCCUUUUUUUCCUCAACACCCCCACCACCCCCCUCCUCACAGGACAUGUGAGGAGAGUAACAUGUAAACUUGAUUCCGGACUUCUGUUUUUUUUUUUUCCCCUACUAUUUCACCAGAGGGGCUCUUCAAUAUCUGGACUUUUCUUGUCUCUCUUCGCUGGUUUUCCUCCAAGAGCCCGGGCCCUUAAUGAAGCUGGGGGUCAGCAGCAGUGUGCGGCUAAUUGGCCAAGUUUGCCCGGGGCUCCGGCUGCCCGUGAUUGAAGCGUCCAGUGAGGGCCCACUGUGCAGCCGCCACUGCACCCUGCUCUGUUCCACUCCAACAGCCAAGACGGUCACUGCACCCUUGUCUGCCGCUCCCUAAGAUGGCAAGCUGGGUCUCCCUCCUCCUCUUUCUCUUCUGCCAGCCAGUCUCACAAGCCCAGGAGGAAAGCAGCACCAUCCCCAUCCUGGAGUUCAACUCCAAGACCGCCAUCGACAAUGUGGUCCAGGACCCCCAGACCGGUCUAAUCUACCUGGGGGCGGUCAACGCCAUCUACCAGCUGGGGCCGUCGCUCCAGUGGCAAUCUCAGUAUGAGACGGGCCCCAAAGAGGACGCCCGGACCUGUACGCCUCCUUCCUCCACCUGCCAGGACACGAAGCCCAUGCCCAGCCUCAACAAGCUUCUGCUGGUCAAUCCGUCCAACGGAUCGCUCAUCGUCUGUGGCAGCCGCUACCGAGGAAUCUGCUCCCUCCUCAACCUGACCAACGUGGCAGAGCAGCUGUAUUACAGUGACAAUAAAGGAGAGAGGACUUACGUGGCGAGCAUAGAGGAUAACGUGAACGUGGUGGGCGUCAUGUCCACCUACUUAAGAGAGAAUCAGACCUUCAGUGUGUUUCUUGUUGGUAAGGGCUACGGAAGCCAGGACAGUACAAAACUCAUCAGCACACGAAUCCUUCAGGACUUCCGCGAUUGGGUCGUGUUCGAGAGCAUCAUUGAGGCGUCCACGGUGCAGACGACGCCAUUUGUUCCCAAGUACCUGCAUGACUUCCGCCAUGCCUUCAAAGAGGAUGGUUUUGUUUAUUUCCUCUUUUCGCGGACACUCGACGGUACGGAUAAUAAAAACCUCACCUUUGUGUCUCGUCUUUGCGAAAAUGACCACCAUUACUACUCCCACACGGAGCUCCAGUUAAACUGCGGCCAAAACCAAAAUAACAAAUACAACAAAGUUCAAGCUGCGUACGUGGCGUCUCCAGGAAAAGAGCUCGCACGACUCAUGACCGAAUCGGGUAUGUAUGGGAAGGUCGUCUCGUGGAGCAAAGUCCUCUUCGUGGUGGCGAGUCCCGAUGACGACGUCAACGAAUCGGCUCUGUGCAUGUACCCACUCAAUUCCAUCAAUGAGCGUCUGGUGGACCUCAUCAGCGCCUGUUACAGCGACUCGGGGAAAAUCUCUGGGUUGCCCGCUGUGGACAUCCCAUACUCAUCUAAAACUGACUGCACAUCAACAAUUCCUAAGGAUACGUUGGAAAAGUACAAGUGUGGUGCAGACUUUCUGCCUUCCCCUCUGGCCAGCAUCCCGAGAUUUGCCUUAAAGGCGGAGGCGGUUUGGACCCAUAUGGACUUGCUGACUGCCGUGGCCGUCGCUGUGGAGAAUGAUCACACCAUCGCCUUCUUGGGGAACACCCAGGGGGAGGUCUUCAAGGUACACCUGCUCGAGAAGGGAUUCUCGUACAGUAAGGUUCCUGGCGGCACCAUGGGAGAGAAGGUCAACAAGAACCUUUUCUUUGAUCUCAGUCAAAGCCACCUCUACAUUACCACAGAGAAAAAGAUCACCAAGGUGCCAGUGCAGACGUGCCUCCAAAAGAAGGACUGCCAAUCAUGUGUGGAACUGAGGGAUCCUUACUGUGGCUGGUGCGUCCUGGAGGGCAGGUGUACCAGGAGGUCUGAGUGCCGACGGGCGGAGGAGAAGAAUGGCUGGCUGUGGAGCCCGAGGCAGCAGUGUGUCAGGAUCGUCUCCUUCUAUCCCCCGAACCUUUCUUGUAAAAAGACUCAGAAGGUGAAGAUCAACAUCCCCUCCCUUCCUGCGAUUGGGCUUUCUGACCGUUUGCUCUGCUCCAUUAAGUCGUUCAAGAGUGAAGGCACCAUGUCUGACUCUGGUCAAGUCUCCUGCGAUCUACCCCAACCUUCGCUUAUACCACAUACACCUGAGGACCAAGACUUUGUGGCCGUGGCCGUCAGGAUUUUUGUCAACGAGACGGUGGAGCUGGCUACGCGGGAGUUCAAGUUCUAUAACUGUGCCGCCACAGUGAGGAAAUCCCAAAACACACCGUGCAUGUCAUGUGUGGCCAGUUCGUGGGGCUGCCAGUGGAACACACACGACCACACCUGCAGCGACAUGGACGAAAGUGAGAAGGGUCCCAAAAUCAUCAAGCACCGUCAGGGAGCGAGGUGUCCUCAGUUUGAGAAUCCAGAUCCUGUGCUGAUCCCUGUGGGCUACAAGACUCGUAUCAGCUUUGAGGGGAUCAAUUUGGACAUCUACGAGGGUCGUGUUUUCACAAUCGGCACUGAACUGAUGAGAAAUACGGAAGAGGAGGUCAAGUUUGAGGAUGGCCCGUUCUACACGUUCAGCGGCUUCAAUUUUUCUUACGACAAGUCACCGGAGACCAAUGUUCUCUUCUACGUGAAGGACAAAGAGUCGGGCAAGAAGAUGGACAGCACGCUGAACGUCACCCUGUACAAUUGCUCCAUGGGAAGGGAGGACUGCAGUCUCUGUAAGAAUGCAGAUCCAAAGUACAGGUGUGUGUGGUGCGCCAAGCAGAGGGCGUGUGUGUACGAGAAGCUGUGCAAUCCUGCCCAACAAGGGGCCGAUGAUCCUCACAACACCGAGUGCCCCGACCCCCAGAUCACUGAUAUCAUCCCUCGUUUUGGCCCCCUGCGGGGAGGGAUCUCCAUCACCAUCCGGGGCUCCAACCUCGGCAUCCACAAGGAAGACAUUAAAAGCAUCACCGUGGUUGGGGAGCCUUGUAACCACCAGAAGGAGAAAUACUCUGUUUCCACAAGCGUGGUGUGUGAGAUCGGCCCUGUUGACCUUAAAAAUGAUAACUGGGGCCAGGUGGAGGUGGAGGUGAAGGGAGGAAAGAGAGGAACCUCUUCCAUUUACUUCACCUACAGGGACCCGAUUCCAGAGGUGGUGAAACCCUCCAAAGGUCCAAAAGAUGGGGGUACCCUCAUUACCAUUUCUGGACGAUUUCUGGACACUGGCAGUAAGGAUGAUGUCCAGGUUACCGUCGGAGAAGUGGACUGCACUGUGGAGCACUUCGGAGCAGAGAUCACCUGCAGGACAGGAGAAUACCGAACAGAUAAGGUGCCCACUGACCCUCUCACCGUCACGGUGAGGUAUGGAAUGAGUACCACAACAACCAUCCCAAGUGCCUUCCAAUUCAUGGAAAAUCCCAUCGUGCUGGACCACCAGCCCAAAACAAGUUUUGUCUGUGGAGGGAGGAACAUCGUGGUGACCGGAUCUGGCUUUAACCUGAUCCAGACUGCAGUCCUGAAGGUCCAAGGAGACAAUUCAAUAACCUUUGAGAACGCCCACGAGAAGAACGACACGGUCAUCCAGUUUCGGUCUCCGACAGUAAACAGCUCCCUGGUCCAGCCUUUUAAAACCUUCAUCCAGCUUGACAACUGGAAGAAGGACCUAAAGCCCUUCGAAUACUACCCUGACCCCAGCUUCAACGAGCUGACCAAGAAGGUCAUCACUGAGGCCAGCAUCAUCAUCGUCACUGGUCGGGGAUUCUCCAAAGCCAUGACGGCCAAAGAGGCUCAAGCGUUUGUGGGCGACGUUCCCUGUCUGGUGAACACACUUCAGGAUGAAAAGUUGUUUCUGGACCCCCCUUCCACCACGCCCAGCGCUCGCUCCAGACGGCACCGCAGAGACACUCGGCCUGAGCUGCUGGACUUAACGAUCAAGUUUGGGAAAGGGGAGUGGGUGGUCGGCUCGGUGCAAUACGAGAAGAAGAAUGAUUUGUCACUCUACAUCAUCAUCCCUGCUGUCAUUGUGCCCAUGCUGCUCAUCAUCGCUAUCUCCGUCUACUGCUACAGGAGAAAGAGUCAACAGGCAGAGAGGGAGUACGAGAAGGUGAAACAUCAGCUUGAGAAUCUGGAGGAGAGCGUACGGGACCGCUGCAAGAAAGAAUUCACAGACUUGAUGAUCGAGAUGGAGGACCACACCAACGAACUGAGCGAGGGCCGAAUCCCCUUCCUGGACUACAAAACCUACACCGAACGCGUCUUCUUCCUGCCCUCUAAGGACGGUGCCAACGAUGUGAUGAUCACAGGAAAGCUCGACAUCCCAGAGGCUCGACGGGCCAUAGUGGCUCAGGCGCUCAACCAGUUCUCCAACCUCCUGAACUCAAAGACCUUCCUCAUUAAUUUUAUCCGCACCCUGGAGCGCAGUCAUGACUUCAACGCCAGGUCCAAGGUGUACUUCGCAUCCCUGCUGACGGUAGCUUUGCACGGGAAACUGGAAUACUACACCGACAUUAUGAGAACACUGCUGCUGGAGCUGAUGGAGGAAUACGUCCACAGCAAGAACCCUAAACUCAUGUUGCGCAGGUCAGAGACAGUGGUGGAAAGGAUGCUAUGUAACUGGAUGUCGAUCUGCCUUUACCAGUUUUUAAAGGACUCUGCAGGAGAGCCCUUGUACAAACUGUUCCGAGCCAUCAAGCACCAGAUUGAGAAAGGGCCCGUGGACGCCAGAGUGAAGAAAGCCAAGUACACCCUCAACGACACGGGCCUGUUGGGCGACGAUGUAGAGUACUCUGUCCUGACCCUGCAAGUGCUGGUGCAGGGCGAGGGUCCGGAUGUGACGCCCGUCAAGGUGCUGAGCUGUGACACCAUCUCGCAGGUGAAAGAGAAGAUCAUAGAGCAGGUGUACAGGAACCUGCCGUACUCCCAGCGGCCCAAGGUUGACAAUGUCACACUGGAGUGGCGCCCGGGCUCGACAGGGCAGAUUUUGUCAGAUCUGGACCUGACGUCCCAGAAAGAGGGCAGGUGGAAACGCUUCAACACCCUGGCACACUACAACGUGCGCGAUAACGCCACAUUAGUCUUGUCCAAAGUGUUCUCCAUUCAGCAGAACUAUGACCAGAACCAGGAAAACCAUGGAGAGCGGAAUGCACUGCUGGAAGAUGACAAGGUGUUUCACUUGGUGAGGCCGGCGGAUGAACUGGAUGAGAUCAAAUCCAAACGAGGAAGCAUAAAGGACAAGUCGAUGACCAAAGCCAUUACAGAGAUCUAUUUAACACGACUCCUUUCUGUCAAGGGAACACUACAGCAGUUUGUAGAUGACUUCUUCCGCAGUGUGCUGUGCUCUGGGACAGUGGUGCCACCGGCUAUCAAAUAUUUCUUUGACUUCCUGGAUGAGCAGGCACUGAAACACAACAAUGUGGACGAGGAGACCAUCCAUAUCUGGAAGACUAAUAGCCUUCCUCUGCGGUUCUGGGUGAACAUCCUCAAGAACCCCCACUUCACCUUCGACGUCCACGUGUCUGAAGUGGUGGACGCCUCGCUCUCCGUCAUCGCCCAGACCUUCAUGGAUGCCUGUACCAAGAGCGAGCACAAACUCAGCCGGGACUCUCCAAGUAACAAACUACUCUAUGCAAAGGAGAUCUCCACUUACAAGAAGAUGGUGGAUGAUUAUUACAAGGGCAUCAGGCAGAUGGUUCCUGUCAGUGAUCAGGACAUGAACACUCAUCUGGCGGAGGUGUCACGGUCUCACACGGACAAACUGAACACACAAGUGGCUCUCCAUCAGCUUUACCAGUACGCCAGCAAAUACUAUGAUGGGAUCAUCGCAUCCCUGGAGGAGGACCCAGCUGCCCAGAGUAAACAGCUGACCCUGCGGCUCCAGCAGAUAGCGGCCGCCCUGGAAAACAAAGUGACUGAUCUCUAACCCACGA